Ambispora gerdemannii is the source of this 3678-nucleotide messenger RNA. Lineage: Eukaryota; Fungi; Glomeromycota; Glomeromycetes; Archaeosporales; Ambisporaceae. The record is from the annotation of a GenBank genome assembly.
AUGUUACAGACAACAAAAGAACUAUUCUGGAAGGCUGCAAUGCGGUCUUCUAAAAACCCAAUAGAAACGAUUGUACUUUGUUUAAUUAUCGCUUCUUUCGCUUAUGCUUCACUUUUCAGGUCUAUUAUUGAGUCAAGUUACGUGAUAAACCAAACGCCAAACAUCGAACCAACAAAAGUUAUCGCUUGGCCCGAGACUAAUCAAUUUGUUCCUUUAACGAAAAAUGAUUUUAUCACGCAAGCAACUCGCGUACAACUCAAACAAGUACUCUUAUCAAAUCCAUUGAAGCACUUUAAAGCUGACUCGACUACACAUAGCAUCCUCAACUCAAAUGUACUUGAAAUAGUUUCACGGUUUCAGAAUUUAAUUGAGAAUGAAUUAUUUGUUCUUGACGGAACAAACAAAUUAUACUUUAAUGAUGAUUUGUGCCAUAAAUUAAGUGAUUCUACCUGUUUCACGGCUACCUCAUUGGCUAUCUGGAAUCAAGCUUUUGAUAUCUUAAGCGUAGAGGAACCCAUUGCUUAUCAACGCAACAAUUUAAUAUACGGUGAACUUUUGAAAAACGCAGAAACAAUUAAAUCAAAUCACGGUGUCGCUUCGUUACUUUUGACUUAUGCAUUCAAUGAUAAUGGGUCAUAUCAUGCACAUUGGGCGAAUUUAUGGGAACAAAAAGUCGCCGAAUAUAAUAAUGAUCAUUUGAUAUCAAACGGUAAAAACCAUCAAUUAAAUGAAGAGAGAGGAUCUCUCGCGUCUUUGGCAUUCUCGGCUGGAAAUCUUAUCUUAAAAGUUAGGGAAUUAAUGAACAAAGCUGAUACUACUGAUAUUUUGGUUAUUUUGGGUGGGUAUAUUCUGAUGCACCUCACAUUCUUGGCCUUAUUUUUGAAUAUGCGUAAAAUUGGAUCUAGAUAUGUCCUUGGUUUCGAAAAACCAGUUAACUUAACAAAAGCUGUUCUCCAGGCCUCAUCUACAAAUCGAGACUCAACUCAAUAUGAAGAAGCCAAUUCUUCGGAUACUAUCCCGAAUAAUGUUCGAGACAAUAUCAUGGAGGGUGUCCAUAAGUCUAGCCCCUCAAUCAUUCGAGACUAUUUGAUUGAAAUCGCGGUCUUAGUAUUUGGAGCUUUGUCCGGUGUUACUGGAUUACAAGAAUUUUGCUUUUUAGGCGCUUUCAUUUUAUUAUACGAUUGUCUUUUUCUAUAUACUUUUUAUACUGCUAUGCUGACUCUAAAGCUUGAGUUAAACCGUAUUCGUCAAACUCCCGUUAAAAAAAGCAUAGGUGACAAAGACGAAAUAACAAGUAGCCCGGCUAAUAUCCGACAAAAUAUCAUGAAAGCAUUUCGUGAUAAUACGGUCGAAACUGACGCAAAAAAGAAAUACGACAAUCCUAUGAUUGCCCGUGUUAAAUUGUUGAUCAUUGCUGGAUUUGUAAUUAUGCACGUGAUGAAUUAUGCUACUACGCUUCACACACAUGACGAAUCCAAUCCACGACAAAAUUUGAAUAUAAUAGAUGAACAGCAAGUAGAAGUAAAUGAGCCAACAAAUACAUUAAUUCUUAAUACUCUCCUCGAAUAUCACAAAAAGAGCUCUAAUGCUCAUCUGCCUCUGAUUGUUGAUAUCGCAGCACCAUUGAUUUUUAGUACGACUCAAGGUGGCAAUAAUCCUAUAUUUCAAACACUUUAUAAAAGUGUAGAUUCAGUCAUGGAGUUAUGGUCCUAUUUUGUACAAGAUCCAGUUUUAUCAAAAUGGAUUUCGCUAGGAUUAUCUCUUUCAAUUUUUUUGAAUGUAUAUUUAUUGAACUCUUCAAAAGCAGCUCAUAAUAUUACAAGAUAUUCAAAAUCUUCGACUGAGCUUAAUAUUCAAGAGAAAGGUUCUUCAAGUUCCUCGACUGAGCUUAAUAUUCAAGAGAAAGGUUCUUCAAGUUCCUCGACUGAGCUUAAUAUUCAAGAGAAAGGUUCUUCAAGUUCCUCGACUGUUGCUAUAUUAGAAAAGAAGACGCAUAGUAAUUCAACACGUCAAAUUGAGAAUAUAUCGUCAAAUCCUCAAAAGAACGUUAGUAACACGGCAGUAAUGGCUGUUAACGCAACUUCGGAUAUAUUUGAACAAAAAGAAAAGACGGAAUCAUCAAUUUCAUUGACUAAACAUGUUGAUUCACCUUCAAAAUCUCGUUCUAUUGACGAACUAUUAAAGAUACUCAAAACGCCAGAACAAGGCCCAUCAGCAUUAAAUGACGAUGAAAUAUUGCAACUGGCGAUGAAUGGCAAAAUCGCGCAAUACGCAUUAGAAAAAACUUUAGGGAAUUUGGAAAGAGCUGUGAAAAUACGUCGGGUUUUGAUUUCUAGGAUCUCGUUAACCAAAUCAUUAGAAAAUUCAUUAUUACCAGUGGAAAAUUACGAUUAUGAAAAAGUCGUAGGUGCAUGUUGUGAAAAUGUUAUCGGGUAUAUGCCAAUUCCAGUUGGUGUGGCUGGCCCACUAAAUAUUGAUGGGGCAUCAAUACAUAUUCCCAUGGCUACUACAGAAGGUUGUCUUGUUGCUUCAACUUCCCGUGGUUGUAAAGCAAUUAAUGCGGGAAGUGGCGCUCUAACAAUUCUAACUAAAGAUGGUAUGACUCGUGGUCCUUGUGUUGAGUUCCCUAACAUAACACGCGCCGGAGAAGCCAAAUUAUGGAUAGAGAAUGAAGGGUUUGCUAUUAUCAAACAGGCUUUUGAUUCUACUUCACGAUUUGCUCGUCUUCGAGACUUAAAGACCGCACUUGCUGGUAAAUUACUUUUCAUUCGAUUUGCUACCUUUACCGGUGACGCGAUGGGAAUGAACAUGAUUUCGAAAGGGUGCGAAAAAGCAUUAUCAGUAUUAUCCGAAUAUUUCCACGAUAUGCAAAUCGUUUCAAUUUCCGGCAAUUAUUGCACGGAUAAGAAACCAGCCGCUAUCAAUUGGCUAGAAGGACGAGGCAAAUCAGUUGUCGCAGAAGCAGUAAUACCGGGAUCUGUUGUAGAAAAAAUAUUAAAAACAAGUGUUACAGCACUUGUGGAACUAAAUACUUCAAAAAAUUUGAUUGGUUCGGCAAUGGCAGGAUCAAUAGGAGGUUUCAAUGCACAUGCUGCCAACAUAUUGACUGCUAUUUAUCUCGCGACUGGCCAAGAUCCUGCACAAAAUGUUGAAAGCUCAAACUGUAUGACUUUAAUGAAAGCCAUUGACAACGGUGAAAAUUUGCAUCUAACCUGUACUAUGCCCUCAAUAGAGGUUGGCACAAUAGGCGGCGGAACUACACUCCCACCCCAAAGUGCAGUAUUAGAUAUGCUAGGCGUGCGAGGUCCUCAUCCAACAACACCCGGAGCAAAUGCCCAAAAACUUGCACGAAUUAUUUGUGCAGCUGUUAUGGCUGGUGAACUUAGUCUUUGUGCAGCACUUGCCGCGGGACAUCUAGUAAAAUCUCACAUGGAACAUAAUCGAGCCACUCCUAAACACGAACAUCACGUACAUCAACAUAAUUACCAUGUAAUUAGACCGCAUCAUACACACAAUCCACCACCUCCAACAUCAAAGGCUCUUACUGAUCCUUCAUUGUCAACUACAACGAUAAUAGAAUCUACCAUGCCAGUAUCAAAAUAUAAAUCAGAUGGUAAGAAAAUACCUAUGACUGACAAUGAUAUAUCUGAAACAUCAGGUUCUUGCCUUAAAUCAUAG